GUUUUGAUAAACUGCCACAUGCACUAUAGACUAGCACACUGCGUGUUCGUCGUCGUGUUUGUGCGCUUGUUGCAAGACUCAAUCUUAUAGAAUGGAGGCGUUUGAAUUCAUCGUCUUUAAUGUCUUUUCCUUAAUCUUUUUGACAGCGUGUGAGCCUAUCAUUGGAAAUGUUCCACUCUAUGCAACCAAAACAGGCUAUGAUAUCUCAAUAGAAACUACAGGCAGAGUGAACAACGUGGAGAAAAAUUGGUUGGAGUUGGCGAGAUCUACCGGUGCCAGCGUUCCAGAAGGCCUGGAAAAUUGCACACCGCACGGCGUGUAUGCUGUCUACCGACACGGUACACGCUACCCGAGUGACGGUGACAUCGAAGACGUCCACAACAUCAUUGAUCGGCUGCGAAGCACAGACGUCAAUCCUGAAUUCCAGUUCCUCCGAGAUGCUGUCAAAAUCCCUUUGUCCAAUGCAUCGCAGCUUGCCGAAACUGGUUAUAGAGAAAUGAGGGAACUAGCAGCGAGAAUGGCCAAUCGUUUUCCCGUGCUUUUCCCGGACAGUGAUGUUGACCUUUCCCGCUACUCGUUCCAAAGCACGGGGAAAACACGCACCAUCGACAGCGCGCGUGGUUACAUCCAAGGCGUGGUCGGGGAACAACAAAUCUGCAAAACAAACUACUCUGAGAGAUCCUUUACUGUCAAUUGUACAGAAAAUGAUGGAACACAGACUCCAACCUCGACAACUGUGCCGCAUAAUCCUAUUGACGAUGACCUCCUGUUGAGGUUUUAUGAUGUCUUUGAGGAUUGCACGGAGGCAAUAAAUGGAGGCAGGACUGAUAGGGAGCAAGAUGAGUUCCGAGAUGGGCCAGACGUCGGGGAAGUUUGGCAGAGGGUUGCUGAGAGGUUAGCUGGACCGGGACGUGGCACUUGGAAUAUCUCAAGAGAGGAAGUGAUUUUGCUCACUGAAAUCUGUGGUUACGACCUUACCCUGAAUAACGACAAUGAAACCUGGUGUAAGCUAUUUGAAACUCAAGACCUCUACGCCCCAGAAUACCACUCCGACUUAAAGAAUUACUGGAACAAAGCCUAUGGGUUUAACAUCAACUACAGAAUCAGCUGUACACUUGCCAACGAUGCUCUCAAAUAUCUACAGGAUAGAGUAGAUAAUCCGACGCAAUCUCCUCUAGGUAACUUCAAAUUUGCCCAUACAGACACCAUCGUUCCUCUACUAGCCUUCCUGGAUCUAUUUGAUGACCCCCUUCCACUCCUAGCAUCAAACUUCCUGGAGAACAUCAACAGGACCUUCCGAGCAGCCCACAUGUCGCCGUUUGCUGCCAACGUGGCGUUUGCCUUAUACGGCUGCACCACUGACUCUGCUGUGACAUACCGUGUGCAGAUGCUCCUCAACGAAAGCCCUGUUCAGUUAGAGUUUUGCGAGGGCCAGUUCUGCACCUUGGAUGAAUUUCAGACGGGAAUUGAGGCUAGGAUUGGGACUUGUGACUUCACAGAAGAAUGCGCUGAAGCACUACAAGAUAGGACAACUCCAAACCCAGGGGGCAGUGGGGCUGACAUCAACUACUCGGUCUGUUUGCAAUUCCUCCUGGCAUAUGUCAUGUUAGUUGCAUUGUCUUUCACUGGGGCUAAUUAGGUAAACAAAAUGUGGAUGUUGACAAGAUUUUGUGUACAUAAAGAAAUAGGUCACAACAUUGACAAAGCUUCGGGGCAAGAAAACAGUUAAGGCUCGUGCAUGCUUCUUUCCUAGUAUAUUAUUAUGUUACACACUUAUAAAUGAAUUAAAAUUUUAUAAUCCUUAUAAUUAUGCAUGUUAUGCUAAAAAUGUUUAUACAAUGUAUAUUUUUUUCUCAAGAGCACUUAAAGACAUAUUUCACCUCAUUUUUUCCCCACUAUUGAGCAACUCCAAGACAUUUAAAAAAAAAAGAUAUAUAUAUGCAGGUUAUAUUUUAUGAAAAGAAAAUCAUCAGUUUGAUGAAUUUUUUAAAAAUAUUUUUUGUGUGUUUAACGUGAUGUGGUUUUUAAUUAAAAAACCAAUAUGUAUCUGUGGAUAAUCUUGCAAGGCAAGUGCAUAUAAUAUUGCCAGCAACUUUGCCAAGGAUAAGAACAUGAACAUGUACUUGAAAAUAACUACAUGUAGUUUUGUACUGUGGGAUUACUUGUACAAUUUCUGCAUACAUCAACCAAAUUCUCGUUAGACUCUUUUAUGAAAGGGCUAUUAAAAUAUUUAAGGAUAGUAUGAAUCAAAAUGAGCGGAAACAAUUUAAAUGCUGGGGAAAAAGAGAGGGCCAUUAAAAUAUUUUAGGACAGUAUGGAUCAAAAUGAACGGAAACAAUUUAAAUGCUGAGAAAAAAAAGAGAAACAGUUUCAAAUUUUCAGGGGAAAUUAAAUGCUACGGUUAUUUUUGAUAAAAAUAUACAUGUAUGUUGUUUUUCUUCAGUUUCUUUUGAUUAUGUGUAUUGUUUAUUGCCAAAUAAUGUUAAGACAAUGAUGCAUGAAUUUGCUUAUACUUUAUUAAUGUUGCAAUGCAAUAAAUUCAAAGUGUGCUUGAAAA
Messenger RNA from Patiria miniata (bat star), 2557 nucleotides. Its product is annotated as multiple inositol polyphosphate phosphatase 1-like. The transcript has 3 exons. Lineage: Eukaryota; Metazoa; Echinodermata; Asteroidea; Valvatida; Asterinidae. Bases 92 to 1639 code for a protein of 515 amino acids. Gene Ontology annotation, molecular function: acid phosphatase activity; inositol phosphate phosphatase activity. The record is from RefSeq and is a predicted model, not a curated record.